AAAUAGAGAUAUCAUCAUCAUUUAUCUCUCCAGAAACUCUCAUCUAUACCUAAUAAUUAAUUAAUGUUUGUUUGGUGAUAUGGCUGAUCAGCAGCGACCCCACAACACCUCAGAUUCUCGCCGGAAAUCACUAGCCGGAAGACGAACGUCACAACAAACUCCGACGACGUCAUCACUAAGUUCCGGUGGAGGAUCCAUUGCGGCUGCGACGACGACGGGGACAGGAACGGCGUCUCCUUGUGGGGCUUGCAAGUUCUUGAGAAGGAAGUGUGUGAGUGGAUGCAUAUUCGCUCCACACUUCGGGUCGGACCAAGGAGCGGCUAGGUUCGCGGCUGUCCAUAAAGUUUUUGGAGCGAGCAACGUGUCGAAACUGCUGCAUCAUAUCCCGGUGAACCGUCGCCACGACGCGGUGGUUACUAUCUCAUACGAAGCUCAGGCUCGACUCUCUGAUCCUGUCUAUGGCUGCGUCUCAACCAUCCUUGCUCUCCAACAACAGGUGGCCUCGCUACAGGCGGAACUAUCGGUGGUGCAAUCACAACUAAUAAACAGUAGAGUCGCAAUGGCCAACGUUAUGCAACAACAUACUCAUCACCAACAACAACAACUAGUCGUUAUGCAACAACCAGAAUACUCCAACAACUCCUCCGCCUCCACCACUCUCGCCGGAGCCGCCAUGAACAGCUUCACCGUGGCCGCAGAGGCAGCAGCCGUCAGCUAUGACGUCAUGGCUCCGACUAACUUAGAACAUUCGUUGCCGCCAAUGCCACCGCAUCAGCAAAGUAGAGGAGAUCAGCAUCAUGAGGAUGAGGAAGAGAGCGGUGCUGAUUUUUCGGUGGCUGUUGGAUCCACGGCGGUUGCUUCCGAUGUUAUAUUUCCCGCGGAGGGUUUUCACCGGAGAUGAAUUUAUUAACCUAGAGUCGUCUUUAAUCUAUGUGAUCUAUCUUUUUUUUUUUUUUUUAAUAAUGUUAAGAACGAGAAGAGCAUAAUAUAUAGUAUUCAACAUAGGUAUACAUACCAUGUAGAGAUGUCGUGAGAUAUUUGAAUGAGAUAGUUACUAGUUAAUUAUCAUCAUAGGGGUAAAAUUAAUUGAUUUUUACAAUGCGUGCGUUAAUACAUGUUAGUAUGAGCUGAACAUUCCCAAUGUAAUCGCAAAGAAGACCACUCUCAUGUAAGAAGAAACAA
Camelina sativa (false flax) is the source of this 1182-nucleotide messenger RNA. RefSeq names its product LOB domain-containing protein 20. NCBI's taxonomy places the organism in Eukaryota, Viridiplantae, Streptophyta, Magnoliopsida, Brassicales, Brassicaceae. Gene Ontology annotation, biological process: hormone-mediated signaling pathway; positive regulation of DNA-templated transcription. The record is from RefSeq and is a predicted model, not a curated record. Gene Ontology annotation, cellular component: nucleus.